AUGGCGAACGUUGAGACCACCCCCGAAAUCCCCAGCGUCGGGGCGGUUCCCGCCUUGGUCGUCUCCGAGACUGUCCCUGCGGCCGCGGCGGAGGCCAAGAGCCCAACUAGCCAGGCACCGGCGGCGGUUGUGGAGACCAUCAUGACUGACGGCACGCCCUACCGCGCCGUCGGCACUGGCGAAAACACCGACCCGAUUGCAGUCCAGGUCGCCGCCAUCCGACAGCAGCAGGAGAUGUACGGUGGAUUUGGCUCCCCCUACGCGCUCAACACACCCGCCAUGGGCUUGCGCAGCCAGCCGUACCCGGGCAUGGGAGGUCAGACGCCUCUGAUUCAGUUGCCUAGCGCGCCCGGCGCGAUUCCGCUCACUGCCUCCUUCUACAACGCUCCGACUUCGCUGCCUGGUCCGUGCUACUACGACCCCUACGGCAUGCUCAACCCUGCUGCCUGCUUCUCGCCGAUGCCGAUCGCUGCCGAAGACCCCGCUGCCCAGCAGAAGUCGCUGGCAACUCCGCCCGCCCGGAAGGCGCGCCGCUGGUGCUGCUGA
Messenger RNA from Besnoitia besnoiti, 546 nucleotides. RefSeq lists its product as uncharacterized. The record is from RefSeq and is a predicted model, not a curated record. Bases 1 to 546 code for a protein of 181 amino acids. The transcript is spliced from 2 exons. Lineage: Eukaryota; Apicomplexa; Conoidasida; Eucoccidiorida; Sarcocystidae.